This is a messenger RNA of Gymnodraco acuticeps, 3186 nucleotides long. RefSeq names its product glycerol kinase-like. Gene Ontology annotation, molecular function: glycerol kinase activity. The transcript is spliced from 21 exons. NCBI's taxonomy places the organism in Eukaryota, Metazoa, Chordata, Actinopteri, Perciformes, Bathydraconidae. Bases 187 to 1890 code for a protein of 567 amino acids. The record is from RefSeq and is a predicted model, not a curated record. Gene Ontology annotation, biological process: triglyceride metabolic process; glycerol metabolic process; glycerol-3-phosphate biosynthetic process. Gene Ontology annotation, cellular component: mitochondrion.
GAAGCUAAUGUUUGUUGCACUCUUGAUGCAAGGACUCAACUUGCAUCAACGUCACUUCUGAGCGCCAGAACGAAGUGUACGUUGUUAACCUGCGACAGGUCCGCCUUUGGUUUACCCUGAGCAGCAUUUGCCGGUGUUGAUAAUCGGUUUCCUAUCUAGUCCGUUGGCAAAGCUCCCGGGCCUCCCAUGAACAGUACCAUGGCUGCGUCCUCACACCGGAUAACGAUGGGUCCGCUGGUGGCUGCCAUUGACCAGGGCACGAGCUCCACUCGGUUUUUGGUGUUUAAUGCGAAAACAGCAGAGCUCCUCAGCCAUCAUCUGGUGGAAAUCAAACAGAGCUUCCCCAAAGAAGGAUGGGUGGAGGAAGACCCCAAAGAAAUUCUGCAGUCGGUUUACGAGUGCAUGGAGCGGACGUGUGAAAAACUCACCCAGCUAAACAUAGACAUCUCAAACAUUAAAGCUAUUGGAGUGACCAACCAAAGAGAGACCACGCUUGUUUGGGACAAAGAAACAGGGGAGCCCCUCUACAAUGCAAUAGUUUGGUUGGACCUGCGGACUCAAUCAACAGUCGAACGUCUAAUCAACAAAACUCCAGGAAGGAAUAAGAACCACUUAAAGCAUAAAACAGGGCUCCCAAUCAGCACCUACUUCAGCGCGGUGAAACUUCGCUGGCUGAUGGACAACGUGGACGAGGUCCACGAUGCCGUGGUGUCACAUCGCGCUAUGUUCGGCACCGUGGACUCCUGGCUCAUCUGGUGUUUGACUGGUGGGAAGUCUGGCGGCGUCCACUGCACAGAUGUGACCAACGCCAGCAGAACCAUGCUGUUUAACAUCCACACUCUGGACUGGGACCCAGAACUCUGCACAUAUUUUGGUAUUCCCAUGGAGAUCUUGCCAAAAGUGAGGAGUUCUUCAGAAAUCUAUGGCCUCAUGAAAUUAUGUUCUAGCCGGAAAUGUGGAGCCCUCUCAGGGAUCCCCAUCUCUGGGUGUUUAGGGGAUCAGUCAGCAGCGCUUGUUGGACAGAUGUGUUUCCAGGAGGGGCAGGCGAAAAACACGUAUGGAACUGGCUGCUUUCUCCUGCGAAACACUGGAGCUAAGCCUGUAAUGUCCGAACACGGCCUUCUGACCACUGUGGCGUACAAACUUGGCCGCGACCAGCCUGCGUGUUACGCACUGGAGGGCUCUGUAGCCAUUGCAGGCGCUGUGGUUCGUUGGCUGCAGGACAAUCUGGGAAUCAUCAAAUCCUCUGAAGAGCUCGAGCAGUUUGCAGCGUCAGUCGGCACUUCCUACGGCUGUUACUUUGUUCCUGCCUUUUCGGGCCUCUACGCACCGUACUGGGAGCCCAGUGCAAGAGGGAUCAUCUGCGGGUUGACUCAGUUCACUAAUAAGUAUCACGUGGCGUUCGCUGCACUGGAAGCUGUGUGUUUCCAGACACGGGAGAUCCUGGACGCUAUGAACCAGGACAGCGGUAUUCCCCUCACCCAGCUCCAGGUGGACGGAGGGAUGACGUCCAACAAGCUGCUGAUGCAGCUGCAGGCCGACAUCCUCUGCAUCCCUGUCGUGAAGCCGUCCAUGCCUGAGACCACCGCUCUGGGCGCAGCGAUGGCAGCGGGGUCAGCCGAGGGGGUGAGCGUGUGGAGUCUGAAGCCAGAGGACCUGAGUGAAGUCACCUCGGAGAAGUUCGAGCCUCAGAUCAACCCUGAAGAGAGCGAGUUCCGCUACGCUCGAUGGAAGAAGGCGGUUCAGAAAUCCAUGAACUGGGAGACCACGGAGCCGGUCGGCAACGGAAACGGUGAAACUAGCAUCUUCAGCAGCGUCCCCCUGGGCUUCUACAUCAUCGGCAGCAUUCUGAUGUUAGUCGGUGCCAAAUACCUCGCAGGCAACAACUAAGCUCCAGGGGGCAUUUAAGCAAAGAGGAACCAUCUGGACCACCACCUGUACUCUCGGUGCUUUCUUUUCCCAAAAAGGCAUUACAGGAAGAUGGCUAUAGUUUGGAAUAACUAACUGAACUUUAUUAUUUGUUAUUAUUUUUAUCUACAGCACACAUGGGUGUAUUGGAGAUUAAUUUAAGUGUGCAUGCAGUAUUCUCUUUUUUUCACUGUUGACAUGGUAUGAAGUUCUGAAAUUAUUUAUGUAGAAACUCCACCGUAAGGUACUUCAGGUUGUCGUCAAAGAGAAACUCACUGUCAUACGCUAUUUCUUUGUUGUGGCAGAGCACUUUAUUUUAUUUUUGUUUGUUAGGUGUGAACUAACAGUCUAAGUUAUUAUUUUUCUAUCAGUUGGUAUUGAAAUGAAAACAAAGGCGAGGGGGUGAAGGUUGCUCUUUGGGAAAAAGUGACUUUUCUGUACAUACUGUAAUAAUUUUAAACAGCAAAAAUGUAUUGUGUAAUGGGCAAACAUGCCACGGAGGUCAAAAGCUAAUUCUUUUUUUGAUAUGUGUUGGAAAAGAAUAUAUGAAGACAUGGAAACAAAGAGUGUAUAUUUCUGUCAAUUGCUUCCAAAACCACCUAGGUCCUACAUUCAACGAAACAAACGGCAACAGCUGUUCAUAAGUGUUUCAUUUUGUCGACUAAAAAGGUUGAAAAUGGACUGAAAUGUUCCCCAAAAACGUUACGCUGACUUCCACUGCAGGCAAAAUAUUCAAAUGCAAAAAUGUAUUAUGCAUCCGUAAAGAUAACUGCCUUCCAAUAAGUGAAUUGCACUAAGAUUAGUGCCACAUGUGCAAUUCUGUUUGGAUUGCAUUUUCGCUUAAAUAAUGUAUUUCAAUUUAAAGGGAGAUUUUUUAAAUCAUAGGCCUCUUAGUCAUAGUUUGAAGAGUUAAUCUUAAGGAGGCGUCUAUUUAUCUGUUGCCCAGCCUUCAUCAUGUUUGUCUUCUCUUGGGAUCUGAGUUGUACUUGAUAGUACUUGCUCCAUACUUCAUCAGGUUAUUUGCAUAACUGAAAAGUGUAACUAAAACUGCACACAAAGUGCUCUUUUGGAUAUAAACACAAUUGAAAUCACUUCAAAUUAGAGAGACAGACCUAAAAUGCUAGAAUGUAUGAAACCAAGACUUUUUAACUGUGAAACUGUUGAUUGUGAUGAUGAACAUAUGGAACAAUGAAAAUGUGUGUGCCAGUGUCAUUCCCUUCAACUCAUUCACAGAACUGUAAAGGAAAUAAAAGUACUGCUGGGUUAGAAGAAAUGAAA